AGACACCACAAUUAAUGUACAGUAUUCUUAUCCAUAUUUAUAAGUUGAGUAAAGCAAUAACUUGAGAAGCGUAAUAAGAGGAAGUUAGACCAUUUAUGCCUUCUAGGAAAAACAGAGCUUAUUUUUGUGGAAACAUAACCCCAUUUCCAAGCAAUCCAAACCAUUAGAUUUUAGCCUUUUUACCCAACAUUUUUCACACCAUUUUCUCUCUCCUCAAUCCCCAAUAUAAAUCAAAAACUAAAAAACCAACCAAACUGUCAACUUAAGCAACUUCCUCCUUCUUUCUUCUCCAAAGUCCAACUUUGUUACCCCUUAAAUCUUUUCUUUCAUUAUCAUGUCACCCGAUACAACCACAAAUGAUCUCCGUCAUCGCGGCCCUCCAUCGGGCCGUGAUCUCCGUAUCCCUCAACGGAUACUCUCGUCUCCGUCAUCAUCGUCGUCGCCGAAGAAGCCGAAACAGUCAAGGCAGUCCCCUAAGCCUACGAAAGUAAUGAGCAAAUGUUAUUCGGAGCCUCUGAUAUUUAAGGGUGUUGGUGACGGUGAUAGUGUUGUUGAUGAUAGCCGGAGUUUUGAUUCCGGCGAAAGUGGGUGGUUGACGCGGUUUCAUACGUUGGAUGAUGUAUUGUCUGGUACUUCUGACGCAAUUGACUCUCCUUUGUACCGAAUUAAUGCGGCGUAUGAGAAAGAUGCGAAGGUGUUGAUUACAGUGACCGUGGAAGGAAGUCCAGGACCGAUUAGGACCCUGAUUAAAUUGGGGACUAGUGUGGAGGAUACUAUCAAGCUGGUUGUUCAAAAAUACGGAGAAGAAGGCCGAGCUCCUCGUCUUGAUAAGGAUUCUGUUUCCUUUGAUUUGCAUGUUUCCUACUUCAGCCUCCAAAGUUUGGAAAGAUCAGAUGCAAUUGGGGAUGCAGGAAGCAGAACCUUUUAUCUUCGAAAGAACAACAAGUGUCGUGAAGGAAAUUUUGCAGAAGUUGCAACUACAACUCUUAGUGAUUCAGACAUGCAGUAUGACGAUGGCAACAGAAGCAUGCUUUCUCCGACUAAACAGCUAGGACCGCCUAUGGGGGGUUUCCCACCCUUUAUUGCACAAAGAAUGAACAAAUUUGAGCGAAGAUUGCUUAGGUUGCUCAAGAUAUUGGGCUGCCUUGAUUCGAAAUAAUCUAAAUACCUGAAACAAGUCAUGAAUAUCAUACGAAGCACAGUAUAAGUAAAGAUAAGUGCUUAGAGGAUACGGUGAAAAUAUAUCUAUACAUGCUUUUGAUUCUCCCGCAUUUUAGUAAGGGAAUACACAGCUUAAGGCACAUUGGUAACACUCAUCACGGAAUACUGCUGCUAUUGAUCAAAUUAUUUUAAAUCACGCAAAGUUAUUUGGCUUGAUCAUUCAAUUGUAUCCGAGCUGAGGGAAAACCGUCAGGAUGCAGCCAAAAAAAAGAGUAACUGUGAAUACAAGAAUUGUGGAUAGUUGCAGCUUGCAGAUGUAGUUUGUAAAAGUUGGAGUACUAGAAUAUUGGAAUAUAUAAUGCAGCUCAUUUGAUGACUUCCAUAUGAAAAUGAGUAUUGUAAUUUGCAUUACAUACAUACUGAUGCAAUUGUUAUGGACUAAACUCUGUACAUAAUAUUUUAAAUACUACAUGUGAGUGUGUGUGUGUAUGUGUGUGUGUUUUUGUUAUAUUCUCUUCCCCCUCCCUACAUUGAGAAAGGGAAAAAAAACAUGUGUAAUUUGUUUGUACUUAGGAUUUUUUUUUUCUUCAAUGUAAGUACGUAUAUUAGUAUA
Messenger RNA from Chenopodium quinoa (quinoa), 1774 nucleotides. RefSeq lists its product as uncharacterized. NCBI's taxonomy places the organism in Eukaryota, Viridiplantae, Streptophyta, Magnoliopsida, Caryophyllales, Amaranthaceae. The coding region runs from base 335 to 1159 and encodes 274 amino acids. The transcript is spliced from 3 exons. The record is from RefSeq and is a predicted model, not a curated record.